AUGGCACUACUUCCAACCCGUGUUUACAAGGCAUUCAACCCGCCUGUAGUAAAGAAGACAGACGGUGCCAUGAAAGUUGGAGUUCUGGGUGCUGCCAAAAUCGUGUCUAUGGCAUUGAUUACACCGGCUUUGUCACACCCAGAAGUCAUCGUCCAGGCCAUUGCUGCCAGAGAUCGUUCUCGCGCUGAGGAAUUUGCUAAGAAGCAUGGUAUCCCCGAGGUCAGGGACACUUAUCAAGAAAUCCUCGAUGACCCAAAUAUCGACGCCAUUUUUUUGCCCUUGCCAAACGCCUUGCAUUAUGAGUGGUCUUCACGAGCAAUACGAGCUGGAAAACAUGUUUUGGUCGAAAAGCCGUCGGUUGAUAACGCGAUUGAGGCCGAUAUCCUUUUCAAUAUGCCAGAACUGUCGUCAGCACACCCAAGCCCGAGGGUCUUGCUGGAAGCUAUGCACAACAAAUUCCAUCCCGCACUGCACAAAUUCAUGACUUUUGUUACUCCUGCCGACGUCAUUCACGUUCACACAGACAGCAUGGCACCCGCCUGGUUCACUGCGGCGGACAACCUAAACCACAAAUACCAUCUCGGAGGCGGCAGUAUCAUGGCACUCGGAACGUACAACUUUGGAGUCAUGCGCAUGAUCUUUGGCCAAGAGCCUGAAGAGUGUCUCGAAUGCGAUACUACAGUCUUUGACGAUGGCGACUGCAAACAGUGCGACUACACUUUCAAGGCCAGGUUUCAAUUUCCCAACGGGACUGGCUAUGCCACGACCACUGUGAAGGGCCCUGCUCUCUGGAAGCCUUCUGAAGCCAGAGUUACACAUAGGAAGGUUGUGGUUCCCGACAAGAACUUGCCGGACACUCAGGAGAUGACGCGCACGCGGUUAGUCACUCUCCAUGGGUUCAUGCACGCGGUCGCCUGGCAUCGGAUUGAUGUUGAAGACUCGUAUGAGAUUCGCAACGUUGUCAACGGUCAAACAGUCAAGAAGUGGGUAGAAUCGAGUUCGCACACAGCGUACACGUUUCAAGAUGCCGAGGACGGGCUUCCGGGUCUGGGCGAGUACUGGUGGUCGUCAUUCCGGUAUCAGCUCGAGGCGUUUGUCAACCGGGUCAAGGGGCGCGAGACACAUUACUGGAUCACUGAGGAAGACUCAAUCAAGCAGAUGAAGAUGAUUGAUAUGGCAUAUGAAAAGAGUGGGUUGGGAUUACGACCGACAAGCACUUUCCGUUGA
Molecule: messenger RNA, 1227 nt
Organism: Colletotrichum paranaense
Lineage: Eukaryota; Fungi; Ascomycota; Sordariomycetes; Glomerellales; Glomerellaceae
Exons: 3
Coding region: 1-1227 (408 amino acids)
Molecular function (GO): nucleotide binding
Source: RefSeq, a predicted model, not a curated record